Molecule: messenger RNA, 3930 nt
Organism: Lingula anatina
Lineage: Eukaryota; Metazoa; Brachiopoda; Lingulata; Lingulida; Lingulidae
Product: disintegrin and metalloproteinase domain-containing protein unc-71
Biological process (GO): proteolysis
Molecular function (GO): metalloendopeptidase activity
Source: RefSeq, a predicted model, not a curated record
AUGUAUGGACAAAAGGAUGUGGAGCACUGUUACUACCAUGGUCAUGUGAAGAAGACUUGGAGCAGUUCAGUGGCUGUCAGUACUUGUAAUGGGAUCAGAGGAGUGAUUCAUCUUGAAAACGCGACCUAUGUCAUUGCUCCAUUAGAUGAUGCCAGCAAGGAAGAGCCCCGGGCACAUGUGGUGUUUCAAACACUGGGACCAGUGGAGACAUCUUGUGGGAAUGACAUCGCUCAGUGGCAGUCGUACACUCAGCUACACAGGAGAGAAUUCUUACACCGCAUGAAGACCGUGAAAGCCAAGCGCGUGCAGAGGAACAUCAGAUCAGAGACUAAGUACAUUGAGUUGGGCAUGGUACUUGACCAUAGUAUGUCGCGUCAAACCAACUUGUCACAGGAGCAGUCCCUGCAGUAUGCACUGGAGAUAGGCAACAUCAUGGACCUGUACUACAAGCCAAUGAACAUCCGUGUGGCCUUGACCUACAUAGAGGUCUGGAACCAAGGCAACCAGAUAUCUGUGUCAAGUAACGUCCGCCAGACGCUUCAGGAGUUCAUGGUGUACCGGGAGCAGCACAUGAAGUCUGCACAAAUAGACGUUGCUCAACUGAUCACUAUGGAGAAGUUUGAGCAUGGUAUGGCGGGUAUGGCGGUACCAGACUCUGUGUGUACAGCCAGGGCUGUCGGGGUCAAUCAUAACCCUGACUUUGAGCAGCAACACCAGGUGGCGAGUACAGUGGCUCACAUGAUAGGACACAACCUAGGUCUCAGCCAUGAUGAUAAUUCACGCCAGUGUUCAUGUGGUUUAACAUCAGGGUGCAUCAUGGGACAGAAUAUUGUUAACUCCCGUGGCCACCAUCCCAGUGACUUCUCGCAGUGCAGCGAGGAGGACCUGGACACUGCGCUGCAGACAGGACUAGGUUGGUGUCUUUUUGAGAGCCCCAAAGAGCCUGCGUUUCCUCAGUACUGUGGGAACAGCUUUGUGGAGAGAGGAGAAGAGUGUGACUGCGGCCCUCCAGAGCUGUGUGCUAAUACCGACCCUUGCUGUGACGCUACCACAUGUCUCCUGAAACCUUGGGCAAGGUGUAAAUCUGGACCCUGCUGUCAUAAUUGUACUGUGCGCACAUCAGUGUUCAAGUGCAGAGAAGCUUCCAAUGAAUGUGAUGUUCCUGAGUUCUGUGAUGGUAUCCAUGGAGAGUGUCCGUCCAAUGCCUAUGUCCAAGAUGGUCAGCCGUGUAGUGCAGGGAAUGGCUACUGCUUCCACGGACGAUGUCCAUCCAAGGACCAGCAGUGUCAGAACCUGUGGGGGGAAGGUUCAUCCUCGUCUGCUUACAAGUGUUACGAGGUGUACAACCCCACUGGAGGGAUGAACGGACACUGCGGCAGAGACGCCAGCACUGGGAAAUUCUGGGAGUGCGACCAACAGAAUGUCCAGUGCGGGCUACUCCACUGCCAAGGAGGUCAGAACUGGCCACUGAAAGGGGACACCAACCUCAUAGAAAUCUCCAGGACGAUUUAUGGCACCAGUGGACAGGAGUAUGAGUGCAAGACAGCCAAUGGUGCCCCGAGUGCUGACGUGACAGACAUGGGACUGGUAGAGGAGGGAACCAAGUGUGCCCACAACAGACUGUGUGUAAACCGUGUGUGCGUACACAUAGAUACCAUCAUCAGGAAGAAACCCUGCCCCAAGGGAUUGGACAACAGGACCUGCUCGGGACAUGGGGUUUGCACCACAAAGCAGACAUGUCACUGCGACACUGGCUGGUCAGGAACCAACUGCAGCGCGCCUCUCCGUGACCCAGACAAGCCCACCACCCCACCAAUCAGAGACGGCGAUGAGGUCAUAGUUCAUUUCCCGCCUGAUGAGAUAAACACUGCGGAAUUGUUUACUACCACUGUCAAUGGUAGUGCUGUGCUGGCACCUCAAGUGGCAGACUCUGGUGACACAGUGAGACUGGUGAUCAUUCUUGUCGCGGUGACGGGAUGUGUGGUAGUGGUGCUGGUACUGGCCAUGUUGUGUUACAGACGGAAGAGCCCAGCCUCUGUGACAACCAAGUGGUUUGGGAAAAAGAAGACACUGAGCAGCAAACACAGUGAGUCCAGUGCUGAGGAGGGUAUUGUGAGGAUUAUAAAGUUUGGAAAUAUGCCCUCAUAUAGGCAAGACAAAUUAGACGAAAGAAAAAAGAGGCGAAAGAAGUCACCCCUGGGUAUCGGCAGCGGCAGCGAGUCGGAAACCCCACACAUCAGCGCAGACGACCAAACAGACAUUAAAAUCGUCCACAAUAAUUUAUCAAAGACCCCGGAGAGGGGGAUUCUCAAAAACGGUCCAAGGAGCUCGGAGAGUUUACAGAACAUAGGGCACAGGGACGACAGUGGGCGUGGCAGCCGGGAGAGCCGUAAGCCCGAGCUGAGUCCCAGCGACAACGAGGUUUACGUCAUGAGCGAUGACAGUCGGGGGUCUGGUAAAAGAUUGACGUAUUCGCACAGCAAGGAUAAUUUUGAUGUGACGAAGUUACGGGGGUCACCUGUCCCGCCUCACACCCUGUUUGUAGAUAGUAACGGGGACCCUAUAUCUAUUGAUAUGUUGGAGGAAGAGACGCCCUCCAUGUCAAGUAAAGAAAACUUAGCACAAACUUUAAUGUCUCAAAUUCCUAAAUCAGGGAGCAAAAACUCUUACAGAGAAGUGAAAUCUGAUCCAAAUUCUCCAUACUCGCCACAAGACAGAGAGCCGCGUUUCGGUGAGGAGAAUUUAUAUGAUAAUCAGAUGUCACCAGUGAAAUCUGGAAGCGAAGAGGGCCUUUCCUCGAAAUUGUCGUCGUCUCCGAAAAGGUCGCCUCAGAGACAAGUGAAAAGUAAAAGUCGAAGUAGGGAGAAUCUUCCCGACCGACAACAGGUCGACCAGUCUCCUUGCAGAGAAGAGCAAGAUGGCGGCAGCGGAGAAAGUGGAGACUCUCUAGGAAAACAGCAGCGGUUGGGUUCCACGUCCAGGUCUCGUAUUAUCAAACUACGCAACUUGGAGGACUUGAUAAAACAGAUAGACCAACAAGAGGCCAACAACCUCUCUCCUGCAAACUCGGAAGACUUUCGCUGCAGCGAGCCCGAGGCGGACCGCCAUUUUCGUAAAGGACAGUUCAGUCUGCAGGAGACGGAACCCGUGGUCGGUAACGGCGGUGCUGAUCUGGAUGGUUUUGAUAAGAAAAAACAAAGAGACAGCAUUGAUUCUGUGUCUUCCCCAGCCAGUCCUCAAUAUUAUCACAUCGAUUCUUCUCCGAACGGCUCCCCAAAUAGACUAAGCCAAAAGAGGCGCUCUUUUGGAUCCGGCGGAGCUUUCCGAGAAAUCUCUCCUCAGCAAGUUUUCCGUCCUCUAUCGAGUGAAGACUCGCAGCUUCCUCACAGCGUCUCUCCCGACAACCACUUUCGUCCCGUUUCACCGCCGAAAACUCCCGUGAGGCGGGUAUCGCCGGAAUACGGCUACCCCGCGCACAAACAAAACCAGUUUCGCCCCAUUGCUCCCGCCAGAAUAUCUUACGAGACGUCAGAUCAGGCGCCGGUUUCUCCGUCAAAAAGGAGGCACUCGACUGGUCGCAUGAAAAGUAGACAGAAGUAUGUGUGACGAGAGUACCUGUGCGUAAAUCUGGACGUCGAAAUUAAAAACUGCCGCUUAGAUAUCACAUUUCUGUCAUAAUAAGAUGCUUAAUUUUUCUCAAAGCUUACAUUCUCGACAGUUUAUGUCAAAAGUGUAGUAUUUUUGUACGUGGCAAUAGUGCUGUUCUAAAAGCCCGCAAGCACACCGUCAUUUGAGCUGUAAAUGUGCAAAAAUAUCACAUAUUUCAGGUGCUCUCGCAAAUGAGAGAAAAACACCCGAUUUAAGGACGUUCAGUAAAGUUCACUUAUAUGAACAAAAUUCAUCUAACUUUCUACAUCAGAGACGCCAAGU